AUGUCGCUGAACGACGUCAAGCUCACACGAGAUGGCCAGCCUGAUAUAGCUGCAUACGGCGAGACGUUUACAGCAGGCCCGCACGCUGUGGAUAUGCAUCUCGUCCUGCCCCCGAGCUUUGGCUCCUCAGACAACAGCAACAGCAGCAGCAACAGCAAGGGGAAGGGGAAGGGGAAGGGGAAGAAGAGGGUGUUGAAAGCGGAAAAGGGGAAAGUUUGGGUUACUGAUUACAAUACAAAUCUCUACUCCCAGACAUACUCCAAAGUGCUAUUUGCCCCCUCCAACCUCACCCUCUGCUACCUCCCCGGCCAAUACCCGGAAAGCGUAGCGCUCUUCCCGCCUCUUGCCCCGACCCCGCCAGACUUUGGACAGCUGAUCGAAGCUGUCAUGAAGAGUAAAGACAAGGGGGUGUUGAUGGGGAUCAAGGAGGGGGUUGAAGUGGGGAAGGAGGAGAGUAUGAGGGGGGAGAGGAUUGGGGAGAGUGUGAGGGCGUUGAGGGAGGAGGGGUGGGGUGUUGGGACGGGUUGA
Molecule: messenger RNA, 528 nt
Organism: Cryptococcus wingfieldii CBS 7118
Lineage: Eukaryota; Fungi; Basidiomycota; Tremellomycetes; Tremellales; Cryptococcaceae
Exons: 3
Coding region: 1-528 (175 amino acids)
Source: RefSeq, a predicted model, not a curated record